UCUUCGUUUCUCUUGAUAUAAUUAGGAAAUAAAAUACAAAAGACUUAGGUAUUAAGAAAGGAAAUGGCAGGCCCAGCAAAGAUGUAAUCACUCAGUCCCCACGCUGUACAUCCCUCGUCACCACAGCACAUAAAAGGCACAAUCAAGCCAAGCCAAGCCAAGCCUUGCCCUUUCCUCUUUUGUUUGUUAUUGUUCAUCCAAGUCCAAGGAGCGGUAGCUGCAAGCUUAUGGGGAAGAAGCUAGACGCGUUGCUUGGAAGAGGGUUCAAGCCCUACAAGUUGAAAUCAGUUAUUAGUGUUGCCCUUUCUCGUCUUUCCGUUUUCAAGAAUCAGCGUCAGAUUCGCAGCAACCAAGCUCGCUCUGAUGUUGUGCAGCUCCUUCAGCUCGGCCACCAUGAUCGUGCUCUUCUUAGAGCGGAGCAGGUGGUGAAGGAGAAGAACAUGUUGGACGUGUUUGUUAUCCUGGAAGGGUAUUGUAAUCUGCUUAUUGAAAGACUCCAUCUCAUUGAGCAAGACAGAGAAUGCCCUGAUGAGCUGAAGGAGGCAAUAUCUGGCUUGCUCUUUGCAUCUUCAAGGUGUGGAGAUUUUCCCGAGCUUCAAGAGAUUCGUGCAAUCUUCACGUCUCGCUAUGGCAAAGAAUUCGUUGCUCGUGCCAUUGAGUUGCGCAACAAUUGUGGAGUCAACACUAAGAUUAUACAGAAACUCUCAACCAAACAACCAGACUUGCAGAGCAGAUGGAAUGUGCUCAAUGAGAUUGCUGCUGAGCAUAGCAUUGCCCUACAACUCCGUGAAACCUCUGUUUCCGCUACCCUGGAAAAUUUGGACGGAAGCAAGAAUCAUAGCCAGCCCAAGUUAGGCACAAUAGGUAAGGCAAGUAACCAUGCAGUCCUAGUAGAUGACAACGAGUUCUCUGAUUCAACAAAAGCAAGGAAAAAAUAUAAGGAUGUAGCUGAUGCCGCUCAAGCAGCCUUUGAGUCUGCUGCGAAUGCGGCCGCAGCAGCAAGAGCAGCCGUGGAACUCUCUCGGUCUGAUUUCCAUGAUCCUGAUGAUGAUGAUGAUGAUGAUGAUGAUGAUCACAACAGUCCCAAUAGUCAAAGAAAAAGAGUGCUUGAGAGACAGGAACCAAAUUCUGAAGAUAAAGAAACUCAACAAGGCAAUCAAGCAGAGGACUUGAAACAGACACCAGAAAUCAAGAUUUCGAGCCCUUCUUCAAGUAAAGAUUCAUCACAAGGAAACCUGGACAUUAGGACAGUGUCGUUGGAUGACGUGGACCCUAUCAAGCUAUUGGAAAAGGAAGUAGUAAUUCAUGAGAGCGACGAUGAGAAUUAUGAUUCCCAUGAUUCCAGUUUUCAUAUGAACACAAGCAUGUUUAAAGUCGGGGCCCAAGAUGAAGAUAAGAAUUACGAGUGCACAGAGAAAACUGCACUGAUGUUUCAGAACUCAUCUGAUAAGCAAAUCCCCUCAAGCCUUCGUGCUGGCUUGAAGGUGGAGGCUGUACCUGAAAACCCCACAGAACAUGUGGCUCAAAGUUCUGGGACGAAAGGUAAACGACCCUUUACCAUUAAUAAGGCGCCGUUUUCUGUAAGGACUAGACAAGUUCGUGGCUACUGAGGAGCAUCAGUAUACUGAUUUGAUUUUGAAGUUUGGCGAGUUGCAUUAUAGCAUCAGUCGGGUCUAUAAGUUUGUUUGUUUGUUUUCCCUUUUUUGUUUAUUUUCUUGAGAUUUAAACUGGAUGUUAACAUUUUUGGAAUUAUUUUCGAAGAAAAAUAUGUUGGAAAACAA
Gossypium raimondii (Peruvian cotton) is the source of this 1781-nucleotide messenger RNA. RefSeq lists its product as uncharacterized. The coding region runs from base 228 to 1610 and encodes 460 amino acids. The transcript is spliced from 5 exons. Gene Ontology annotation, biological process: protein transport. NCBI's taxonomy places the organism in Eukaryota, Viridiplantae, Streptophyta, Magnoliopsida, Malvales, Malvaceae. The record is from RefSeq and is a predicted model, not a curated record.